GAGUUGCUGCCGGGGAAGUAUCUGCCCACACUGACUCACUGCUUCAUCCGCCUGCUGGAAGAAAAGGGACUGCUACAAAGGCUGUUCACUCAGAACAUAGAUGGCCUGGAACGUGUUUGUGGCAUUUCCCCGGAGCUUCUGGUGGAGGCCCAUGGGUCCUUUGCCAAUGCCCACUGUGUGGAGUGCCGUCAGCAGCACGACGUGCUUCGCUGGGCGAUACCGAAGCCGCCCGCGAAGCCAACAGAUACCGAGAUGGAGGAGGCAGGUCUGGGUGCUGCUGCAGUGACUACAACUGUGGACACGCGGCUGGAGGAAGAAGCCCUUCAUAAUCUUAUGGAGAAGGUUCUGGGACAGCCCGCCUAUGGUAUUGGAUCGGUCAACUUGUCGGAAAGGUGGGUUGAUUUGGUGAAGACAGGCAAAGUGGUCGCCAAGGUCACGAUUCCCUCUGACAACGAUCCAUCACAGGACAUUUCCGUGGAGUACGGCGUUCGACUGGCUACAACGACGCGAGCUGUCGCCAGUGCAAGCGAUGAGCUUUGCUUCGAAGAGUUUGUUCAGCAAUCCGAUCUCCCAGUGGGGCAGUUACCAGCUCCGUCGGAACUCGUCCGAAGCGUGAAUGAGACGCUCUCCCAACUGUCGGCCGCGGGUCCGUCAGUGAAGUUUGCUAGAAAUGGAGACUUCACCGCCCAAUUACAGCUGGUCCGAACUCUGCGGCCAGCGCCAUCGCCGGGAUUUGCGGAGCCCACUUCUUCCAUUCCACCUCGCUAUGACUCGACGACGGACUCUUUCGUAACCGGACCAUUGCGACUGGAACUGCGGCCCCUGGUAGCAACCGUUUUCAAAGAUGGCAGCCUGACCACACCAUGGGACAUCUUCCACAAUGUUAGCCCCGCCGACACUCGAGGCCAUUUUCUUCUUUUGCCCACUCUGUCAGAUCCCGACAAGAACUUGAGAGGCCAGAUCUUUGAGUCUUCCGACUGCCAAGAUAUGGUGCAUUUGACGAGUAGCAUCGAACCUCCUGGUGCUUUGUUCUUGGGCUUCAACAGCGCAGGUGCUGGGGCGAGUCAGAACCACAUUCAUUGCCACGCUUGGCCUUCGCCGCCUGUCUCCCUUUUGCAGGAGGAAGCGGCAGGUAUCACAGCAGCAAAGGACGAGAACCAGCAGGAUGUUGAAAGAACUAAUGGGUGGGACUCUUAUGCAGCAACUAAAGUUGGAGUUCUGCGCGAUAUCUAUGACCUCACUGAAAAACGGGUGGAAGUGUCAUAUCUGAAGUACCCGGUCUUUUGUGUCCAACUGUGCGCAGUGGAAGCGGAACUGGAUCUACUGGGGCAAGCCCUGAAGGUAACUCUUGAUGCCGUCGGUGGAGCUCCAUUCAAUAUCGGAUUUCUCAAUCGUCUGGAAGAGCCGUUGCUCGACGAAGGAGAGGCACUGGACAAAGCUCCGGUCAGAUACGUGGAUGUCUUUGUCUUCGCUCGUUCAAAGGAGCGCUCCAAGGCCAUUCCCUCCCUGAAGAUGGGCAUCAGCGAGAUGAUGGGAGUCUUUCAUGCGCACAGCGCCGAAGAGCUGGAGCUGCUUGCUUCAGAAUUGUCCGAGGCUUCCGAAGUUGGGCAGGGUGGUCACAUGGUGCAAGCUCUGGAAGAGGUCUCUUUUCAGGAUUCUGAGGCUCUUUGGAAGUCGAUCAAACAGAACCUGGCCGAUCUGGACCGACAAGUCCGGGCCGUGCCAAAGGAGCGAUCCGCGAGCACCAGCGUUGGACAAGAGUGGUCAUUGCAAGGCUCGACGAAAAGGACAAUCGGCGCAUGA
Molecule: messenger RNA, 1803 nt
Organism: Symbiodinium necroappetens
Lineage: Eukaryota; Dinophyceae; Suessiales; Symbiodiniaceae
Source: the annotation of a GenBank genome assembly